AUGGAACAAGACGACGUCGGCGAGCAUGGUCGAGCGCAAUUAGGGAUAGGAGAUGUGGACGCAACACGGAUUGUUUGGCUCAAACAAUUCAAAACCUUUGAGGACAAGUCCCGUGCCAUUAGGUUUGAUACUGGUGUUGACAGAAAACUUUCUAAGAUGAUCAUGAAGUGGCGCCGUCCUGGGCAGAUGAUAGUUGUUGGGAAACCCGAGUAUAAAACAAUAAUAGAAAGGAGCUUGGGUAUACCCUGCCUUUUUGAUGAAAUUGUGAUGGAGGUAAUGUGGGGUGUGAAGAAUAUCAUGCAUAGUUUAGUGCCUGAAGAAAAAUCAGAACUUACUUGGGAGGACCGCCUCCCCAUGAGCCAAGGACUAAAAAUGUUCUUGACUCGCAAAGGCUUUGAUGUCAAACCAGAGAUGGUUAAUGAGCGCAUUGUUUUGUCAGCAUGUGCCUUGUAUGAUUGCGAUUUUAUUGAGAAGAAACAUUACACAUCUUUGAAACGUGCUGGUGAGGACCUUAAGGAUGUGUCUGGCAUUAACGCCCAGGAUUGGAGCUUACUGAAACUUGCAACAGCUCUGAUGAUUAUAUGUUUUUCUGAAGAAGAAGUUCUAGUUGGUGAUCCGAAAGAGGUAAAUCGUAAUAUCUAGUAAAUUGUUUGUACCAACAUAUAUUUUUUGGAAACUUGUCACUCGUGUUAACUAUCAGGAGUGUUUUUUUUUCAGAUGUUUACAGUUGACGAGCUGUCGAAGUUCCAGGAUGACUCACAGAAAUACAAUGACAAGAUCUCAAAGUACCCAUGCUGGAGAAUCUACGAAGAAAUAGUGUGUGCCUAUGAAGCAAGAGCAGCAAAUAAAAUACUAUUGGCCUCCUUGGUUAAGGAGGCUACAGAAGCACAUGAAGAAGCUCAUAAGACUACCUGAAACCGCUCUUGAGGUUAUAUGUCAUUGUAGGUUGGAAACUGUAAGCAUGUUGGAUAAAUAGUACUCCCUCCGUAAAGAAAUAUAAGAGCAAUGAUGCAGACCAAUUCUUUACGGAGUGAGUAUAAUGUUUCUUCUAUCCUUGAUGCAGAUAAGUGCAUUGGUCUUAUUAUAAUAGAUGAGCGCACUGGAAGUCACUCUCAUGAGAUGAGCACUUUAGUCGGUAUUCUAAAUCUGAUGAACAGGUCACGACACUUUUACGAGCAAGCAGGUCAUGCUCCAUUUUAUGAGCAAGGUCACACGCCGGUUCGAGUUUUUUUUAGAAAUACCGUAAUAUUCAGGUUUGAGAUUUUUUUAUGUCACAUUUGAGAUGUUUAGGUGUCUUGUUGACUAUGUUUUUAAUUUGAAAGACCCUAGCUAAUUAUUUGGAGUUGGUUUUUUAGACCCUAGGUCAAUAAGGAUUACCCUAGUGAUCUCCAAUGUAACUUCCUCAAUAUUUGUGUUGGAUGAUUUUGUACACCCUCAAUAAGUACCCUAGUAAUUUAUUUCUCUUCAUUUCUCUCUACAUAUGCUUACCAUUGUGUCAAAUUACAAAGGUGAUAUCAUUUCAAAUUCAUGUUUUCCAAGCUCAAAAUUUGAAGAUGAAUUCAAAAUGGAACAUGAAAUAUAGUUCACCAAAACAAGAAGAUCAAACAUAGAGCAUCACUCAUCACGCUCUCUCGUAUCCCACCCAUACCCCUUCUAUCCUUGCCGCUAAAAUUUAUACUUUCAUGACUUUCAUCAACUCAAGAUACUCGAGUUAGCAUGCAUCAAAGCUAACAUGGUUCAUGAAUAUGAUAUCAUGUCCUUGCUCCAUCUUCGAAUUCACUUCUUCCGCAAGGGCUCUCAGUUUUCCUUCUUCAAUUGCCGCAUUGCGCUCCUCCAUUGCCCCUUUUCUAUAUCUCCAACUCUAUUUUUGUUGCUAUUAUCUCUUCGACCUUGUCUUGAACACAACCACACACCCUCCAUUCUUUUGCUUAUCUUUCUCGAUCACAUCCCGGUGGCCACCAUCGACUAGAAGCAGACUUGGGGACUUCAACAUCAUCACCGACAUCAUCAUUAUUGUCAACUUCUGGAGCCGAUGAUGGUGUAGCUUUCUUCUUAUGUUGGAAUGUUCCAUUGUUCCUAUCUUUCCAUUUCUCAUUGUUUUGGAGCAACACCCAACAUGGAUCAUGCCAAACGACAUGCCUUUUGGCUCCAUCUGUUUGUACAACUCGUUCGUGUAGUUGAGUUGUCAAUGAUUCAUUAGAAGUUAGGUUAAACAUUUCAUAGGAAAAAAUGUAGAGGGAAAGUUUAAGAAAGAAAAUAGUCACUAGGAUUUGAACUCCUGAUUAACAACAUACCCUAGUCCUGGCAUUUCCUUGGUGUGACCUUGAAAUAUACCUUCUGUGAUUGAUAACUAGUUCCUAAGCCCAUGAAAGAGAAGAAAUCCGGUUUCAUCCUUCUGAUUGAACAAUUUACUGAUGAGGGUACUUGUCAUGGCCGGUGUCUUGGGGGUCAUCUGUGCUGGGUGCAUUGACUUGGAAUUUCCACGGUUAUUUUCUGACGUGGUGUGCUUCCUGCAUGUUCUGACUGUGAUCUUCUUUGUUAUUGUUGACACCUCUAGGUGUU
Messenger RNA from Aegilops tauschii subsp. strangulata, 2562 nucleotides. The record is from RefSeq and is a predicted model, not a curated record. Lineage: Eukaryota; Viridiplantae; Streptophyta; Magnoliopsida; Poales; Poaceae.